Molecule: messenger RNA, 801 nt
Organism: Meloidogyne enterolobii
Lineage: Eukaryota; Metazoa; Nematoda; Chromadorea; Rhabditida; Meloidogynidae
Source: the annotation of a GenBank genome assembly
UUUUUUGUUAUGGCCAAAUUGACUAGGUUCAAGCUUGUGCUUUUAAAUAUUUCUGGAGCGCUGUAUACUGCAGUGGCUAUUACUGGCAUUGCUUUUAUUAAUCUUUAUUGGACAUGCCCAGAUAUUAAUGAAGAUGGUGAUUGUUUCUGGCCAAGUAUAUUUGCUGUGAUAAUUCUUAUUGAACUUUUUGCCAAUUUAAUUCUUUUUCAUUAUUACAAUAAAAGAAAUCAGGUUCAAUAUUGGACAGCCAAAAGCAGUUCACUUCUUGAUGGACGUGGCUUUGAACAAAGGGCUGACUAUGCGUUAAAUGGACAAUUUGUUGCUAAAAAAGGGAAUGUCUCCUUGUCAAUUCAAAAUGGAACAUUACCUGUAUCUUCGCGUUCUGAAGAAACACCUAAAAGUUUUACCAAAUACGCGAUUUGCGAGGAUGGUACUUAUGUUGUUCCCCGUCGUUGUCAUCAUUGCCCUCUAUGUGGAAUUUGUGUUCUUCGAAAGGACCACCACUGUCUCAUGUUAGGUGGUUGUGCAGGACUUGCAAAUCAGCGAUAUUUCAUAGUUUUUCUCUUUUGGGCAUCGCUUGGGGCGAUUUAUGGUUCUUAUUUUAACUUUGUGUUUUUGAAUAAACAUAUGAUGUAUUGGUUUCCUUAUGGUUGGCUUUGCUUUUUAGGACCGGUUUCAAUGAUUCGUUGGGUGCUCGGCUGGGAGACGGCAUUCAAUAUGGGUAUGGCAGUUCUUUUUUCAUUCUCUUUUGCUUCAACACUCGGAGCCUUUGGAUUUUUCAUCUUUCAAGUAGUUCUUUAA